Molecule: messenger RNA, 864 nt
Organism: Sipha flava (yellow sugarcane aphid)
Lineage: Eukaryota; Metazoa; Arthropoda; Insecta; Hemiptera; Aphididae
Product: adenosine receptor A2b-like
Exons: 2
Coding region: 16-828 (270 amino acids)
Biological process (GO): adenylate cyclase-activating adrenergic receptor signaling pathway
Cellular component (GO): membrane
Molecular function (GO): G protein-coupled receptor activity
Source: RefSeq, a predicted model, not a curated record
AGGGGGGCGAGGGUGAUGGCGGUAAAGACCGAGGUGACAGACGUCGGCGUCGCCGUUGAGGUCAGUCGGCGGCAGUCACAGUUCGGCGCCAUGAACGCGUUCACGGCGGGCGCGAUCGUACCGCCGCUGUUGCCGCCGUCGCAGGCCGUCGUAACGGACGCCGACGACGGCGGUGCGCGGAUGCCGGCCGCGGCCGGUGGCCUGAACGUUCCGUACGCCGUGCUCGAAUGUCUGGUGGCCGUAGGCGCGGCCGUCGGCAACGCGUUGGUGAUCGUGGCGUUCCGCCGGGAACGCCGGCUCCGCCGUCGCACCAACUAUUACAUCGUGUCGCUGGCCGUCGCCGACUUGCUGGUCGGCCUGGUCGGCAUACCGUGCGCCGUGCUGUCCAGCGUCGGUCUCCCGCGGCACCUGCACCUGUGCGUGUUCUCCGUGUCGCUGAUCAUCGUCCUGUGCACCGUGUCCAUACUCAGCCUGGUCGCCGUGUCCGCCGACCGGUACUGGGCGAUACUUUACCCGAUGGCCUACUCGACCAACUCCAACACCAAGAUCGCCGUCAGUAUAAUAGGUGUUUGCUGGAUAAUGGGUUUAUUAAUAGGGUUCAUGCCCUUAAUGGGCUGGAGAGCAGCCAAAGGUCCCACAUUGGAUUCUUGCGAGUUCAGUAGCGUGAUGGAUUAUAACUAUUUAGUGUUUUUAUAUUUAGCAACUAUUAUUCUACCAGCAAUCUUUAUGGCUACUUCCUACGCUCAUAUUUAUACAGUAGUGAUAAAGCAAGUAAGCAUGACCAUUAACAAGUACAGAUAUUUUGUUUAUUUUAUCACAUGUAACUAAUUUCGUUUUUAAAAAUGUACAGACACUUCAUUUAAA